Messenger RNA from Colossoma macropomum (tambaqui), 1376 nucleotides. It is a transcript of the gene pdap1b, whose product is annotated as pdgfa associated protein 1b. Gene Ontology annotation, cellular component: cytosol. Gene Ontology annotation, molecular function: RNA binding. The record is from RefSeq and is a predicted model, not a curated record. The transcript is spliced from 6 exons. The coding region runs from base 344 to 886 and encodes 180 amino acids. NCBI's taxonomy places the organism in Eukaryota, Metazoa, Chordata, Actinopteri, Characiformes, Serrasalmidae.
GUCUGAGGAGCGAUAGCAUGGCAGCCUACCUGACUGAUUUCUAACCCAAGUCUCAGUGUUCGCUGAUUUUUAAUUUUGUAUUUUAAACAGAAAAAAAAAUUAGGAUCGACCACAUUUGUUUUCUACUCUCGCGUAUAUUGUAGUAGUUGAUCGUCUCCGCUCACAGCCAGAGUCGGUAUAUGAUACUUAAUGUUAGCGUGGUAGCAACUGAGCUAACGAGCUUUAGCCAUAGCUUUACUUAACAGCUUGUUGAGCUUUUUGUGUAGUCAAAACUGGGACUGUGUUUACACCGACACUUUUGGUGACUUUUUGGUGAAGUGCUUGUGACUGUUUUAUCGCCGCCAUGCCUAAAGGAGGAAAGAAGGGUGGACAUAAAGGUCGAAUGAGAACAUACACAAGUCCAGAAGAGAUAGAUGCACAAAUGAAAGCUGAAAAGGAACGGAAGAAGACUGAAGAUGAAGAAGAAGGAGCAGCAGUGAAUGAUGAUGACCAAACAGAGGACAAACUUGCAGGAUCAGGCUCAGAGGACAGUGAUGAUGACGGCUCUCAGAAAAGAAAAGGUGUGGAAGGUUUGAUAGAAAUCGAAAACCCUAAUCGUGUCGCUCAGAAGGCAAAGAAAGUAACAGAAAUAGAACUGGAGGGACCCAAGCAGCUCUCCAGAAGAGAAAGAGAGGAAAUAGAAAAGCAGAAGGCCAAGGAAAGAUACAUGAAGAUGCAUUUAGCUGGAAAGACGGAUCAAGCCAAAGCAGACCUUGCCCGGCUUGCCAUAAUUCGAAAACAACGUGAGGAGGCAGCAAGGAAAAAAGAAGAGGAAAGGAAAGCAAAAGAAGCUGUACAGGCGGCAGCGGCAGCAGCAAAAGGACUUCAUACAUUGUCCCUAAAAUAAUACAGAGUUAAUGAAAUAAAACAAUCUGAAAGGUUUUAAUGAACUUGUGGGACAGUGCAGUAUACAGUAUCCAUUAAUAGGAAUAUUUAUGCAUUCUGGAUGCUAACCUUGAAAGUAGGCAUUUUAUAGUUGAUGCUGAAGAUUGAGACUCCUGAAGAAAGGUUAGAUGUUUUCACCAAAGUGGCUAACUUACAAUGCCUAGUUAUACUCCAUGAUACUAGAUAUAUAUAUUUAUUAACAUACUGAUUCAUGUGGGAGUGAAUUUUCUAACUGCUGUCUCAGAGGGAAUUAUUGUAAGAUGGAAAAAUCAUGAUAAUCAGUUUUUGUUGCAAUGGGUUCAGUGGUAUUAAAGGAAUGUCCAGGGGAUAUGUGUAAGUAUGUAUUGGCAAAGAUAAAUAUCAGUAAAAAUAUCAAGUUUCCUGCUUUAUUAGGGUUAUACUCUCAGUGUUGAAUCUCUUUCUUCUAAUAUACUCAUUAACUUGUUUAUUAA